AUGCCUAAUUUAGAUGAAGAUAAGGGCAUCGUUUAUUGCAACACGGUGCGUCUUGGCAAUUGGUAUGAAGCGUCGAAAUUGGAGGAGUACAAACUGAACAAGUUCCUGGAGCAAAUGAAAACGGGAAAUUUAAUGCUCGCGAGGUUCCGCAAAAUGACUGAGAACCUCAAUAGGCCGACCGAGCUGACUCAAUCGUCGGGAAGUAUCGGGUUCGGCGCGAAAAUAUCCCUCCUCGCCCCCCACGUGCCAGCUUCGGAUCCACCUGUUGAAGACAAGAAAGGCGUUUUAUUGGGCGGGCGGAUAUCGUCUACCGAAAUCAAUUAUUCUCAAGAUUUAGAGGACGGCUGUGCUGUUGUAGCCCUAUCUGAAUUAGCACCAAUGGAAAGAAGCACGUUCGUUAUAACGAGUGCCGAUUAUUGCAAUAGGGAUGGAGAACAGUUGAAGUACAACCAGGAGUUUCUUCUUGCUCUCUCGUCUUCCGUUGAAAAGAAAAAGCCACUAUAUUUGAGAUACGACCCCAACCCCAUACCAGGUCUAUGUGGGUUGUAUCCGUUGUACCUGAGUAAGCAUUACGUCUCCAACACUAGAUGGCGUAUACUGCCCGUCCAGAGUGCAAAUAUCACCAGAUUCGAACAAGAGGGAAAACCAGUUAUGGUUAAUCAAGAUAUUAUCAUAAACCACUGCGCUACGAAUGUCAAUUUAGGAGUCAACGUUGGUACUUGGGUUAUGGGGUUCUAUGGCAAAAUCUGUACACCGCUAAUGAAGACCUGCUUGGACGUGUACGGGAAAGAGUUACCAAAUAAUGUUUGGCAAAUUUACAUUCCGAUUGCGAGCUAA
Leptosia nina is the source of this 837-nucleotide messenger RNA. The record is from the annotation of a GenBank genome assembly. NCBI's taxonomy places the organism in Eukaryota, Metazoa, Arthropoda, Insecta, Lepidoptera, Pieridae.